AUGGGCUCCGCAGGAAGCAAAAGCGUCCGGUUCAACCCCGACACCGACAUCCCUUCGUUGAAAGACAAAGUCAUCCUAGUGACUGGCGGCAACAGCGGUCUUGGAAAGGAGUCGGUUCUUCAGUUUGCCAAGCAUGAUCCCAAAGAGAUCUGGCUUGGAGCCCGCUCCGAAGCAAAGGCCAAAGAAGCCAUCAGCGACAUCAAGGCGCAGGUUCCCAAUGCGCCCAUCAAAUUCGUCAAGAUAGAUCUCGCCUCCUUCAAGUCGAUUCGCGAUGCAGCCAAAGUCUUUACGCAGGAAUCUGAUCGUCUUGAUAUCCUCCUGCUCAACGGAGGCAUCAUGUCUGUGCCGCCUGGAACAACCGAUGAUGGCUAUGAGAUACAGUUUGGUACCAAUCACAUGGGACAUGCCCUUCUGACCAAGCUCCUCCUCCCAACACUCCUCCGGACGGCUGAUAAGGGCGCCGAUGUGCGUGUUACCGUCCUUGCUUCAUCUGCCCACCAGUAUGCACCCCCCGAGGGGAUCAAGUUCGACACGCUCAAGUCCCAGGCUCUGCAAAUGGGCACCAUUACACGUUAUGGACAGAGCAAGCUCGCCAACGCCUUGUUUGCCAAAGAACUUGCCAGACGCUAUCCCCAGCUCACGACUGCCUCGCUUCAGCCCGGCCUGGUAACCACCAACUUGGCCAACACCAUGAGCGACAACAGCUGGAUCAUGCGCUUAGCGUGGAAAUUGACGACUCUCUUCAUCGGUGUAGACGUUCCUACAGGUACGUUGAACCAGCUGUGGGCCUCGACGUCCAAGGAUGUCGUCUCGGGCACGUACUAUGAGCCCAUCGGUCGAACAGGACUUGGUAAGCCGCAUACCAACGACAAAGCGCUUGCCGCUAAGUUGUGGGACUGGACGGAGAAGGAGCUCGAGGGAGAGAAGCUCUCUUGAGAGUCAGUUUUGGCAGACCGAAAUUAGAACGAUGUAUAUUUUUUCUUUAUCUGUAAAGUUUAUUAAUUGUAUGCUGGGACUACUACCUAAGAUGAAUAAAGGAAUAUAAG
Fusarium odoratissimum NRRL 54006 is the source of this 1046-nucleotide messenger RNA. RefSeq lists its product as uncharacterized. Bases 1 to 936 code for a protein of 311 amino acids. The record is from RefSeq and is a predicted model, not a curated record. The transcript has a single exon. Lineage: Eukaryota; Fungi; Ascomycota; Sordariomycetes; Hypocreales; Nectriaceae.